Molecule: messenger RNA, 9914 nt
Organism: Austrofundulus limnaeus
Lineage: Eukaryota; Metazoa; Chordata; Actinopteri; Cyprinodontiformes; Rivulidae
Product: protein argonaute-3
Biological process (GO): regulatory ncRNA-mediated gene silencing; regulation of stem cell proliferation
Molecular function (GO): protein binding; RNA binding
Source: RefSeq, a predicted model, not a curated record
CGGGGGUACACCGAGAAGGGAGACGACUACACGCCGAGAGGAGGGGGCUGGAAGUCUGAGACGCCUCCAGCCUUGAAGGGGCCGGCGGUUUGGCCACAGCACCCCGGACUAGCUAGCUUGUACCUGCGCGGCUAAGUGAAUGGGAUGGAGCCGGGACCGUCUGGCGCUGUGCCCUUGGGGGUCUUCCCCCCACCCCUGCAGCAGGUGUUCCAUGCCCCCCGCCGGCCAGGCAUGGGCACCGUGGGCAAGCCCAUCAAACUACUGGCCAACUACUUCGAAGUGGAGAUCCCAAAGAUGGACGUCUAUCACUACGAGGUGGACAUUAAGCCCGACAAGUGCCCACGGUGGUUGACUCCAUGGUGCAGCACUUCAAGGUGACAAUCUUUGGAGAUCGCAGGCCAGUUUAUGAUGGAAAGAAGAGUUUGUACACAGCCAACCCACUGCCUGUGGCACCCACAGGGGUGGACCUUGACGUCACUCUUCCAGGCGAGGGYGGGAAAGAUCGUCCCUUCAAAGUCUCCAUCAAGUUUGUGUCUCUGGUCAGCUGGCACAUGCUCCACGAGGUGCUGACCGGCCGCAGCAUGCCCGAACCCCUCGAGCUGGACAAGCCCAUCAGCACCAACCCCGUUCACGCAGUAGACGUGGUGCUCCGACACCUCCCUUCCAUGAAGUACACUCCAGUUGGUCGUUCGUUUUUCUCAGCUCCUGAGGGUUACGACCACCCUCUGGGAGGCGGGAGGGAGGUUUGGUUUGGUUUUCACCAGUCUGUGCGUCCUGCCAUGUGGAAGAUGAUGCUAAACAUUGAUGUCUCUGCCACAGCUUUCUACAAAGCCCAGCCAGUGAUCCAGUUCAUGUGUGAAGUUCUGGAUAUCCACAACAUCGACGAGCAGCCUCGCCCUCUCACAGACUCUCAUCGGGUCAAAUUCACCAAAGAAAUCAAAGGUUUAAAGGUGGAGGUGACACACUGUGGAACGAUGCGGAGGAAGUAUCGUGUUUGCAACGUGACCCGCCGGCCUGCCAGCCAUCAAACGUUCCCUCUGCAGUUGGAGAAUGGUCAGACUGUAGAACGUACAGUAGCCCAGUAUUUCAGGGAAAAGUACAACCUGCAGCUCAAAUACCCACAUUUGCCCUGUCUACAGGUGGGCCAGGAGCAAAAGCAUACCUACCUGCCUCUGGAGGUGUGUAACAUCGUAGCUGGUCAACGGUGCAUUAAAAAGCUGACAGAUAAUCAGACCUCCACAAUGAUYAAAGCCACAGCUCGCUCUGCACCUGACCGGCAAGAGGAGAUCAGCAGGCUGGUGCGCAGUGCCAACUAUGAAGCCGACCCGUUUGUCCAAGAGUUCCAGUUUAAAGUGCGCGACGAGAUGGCCCACGUGACGGGGCGAGUGCUACCCGCCCCCAUGCUGCAGUACGGCGGCAGGAACCGCACUGUAGCCACACCCAGCCACGGGGUGUGGGACAUGAGGGGCAAGCAGUUCCACACUGGGGUGGAGAUCAAGAUGUGGGCUAUUGCCUGCUUCGCCACACAGAGGCAGUGUCGGGAAGAAAUUCUCAAGGGUUUCACAGACCAGCUGCGUAAAAUCUCAAAGGAUGCUGGGAUGCCCAUCCAAGGCCAGCCAUGCUUCUGUAAAUACGCCCAGGGAGCCGACAGCGUGGAGCCCAUGUUCAGACACCUAAAGAACACCUAUGCCGGACUACAACUCAUCAUCGUCAUCCUGCCCGGGAAAACUCCAGUCUAUGCGGAGGUGAAACGAGUGGGAGACACUCUGCUCGGCAUGGCGACCCAGUGUGUUCAGGUGAAGAAUGUAGUGAAGACGUCGCCUCAGACGCUCUCCAACCUCUGCCUCAAGAUCAACGUAAAGCUGGGAGGCAUAAACAACAUCCUGGUGCCUCAUCAAAGACCGUCAGUGUUUCAGCAGCCAGUUAUCUUCCUGGGAGCAGAUGUCACACAUCCACCAGCUGGAGACGGGAAGAAGCCUUCAAUUGCAGCGGUGGUCGGCAGCAUGGACGCCCACCCCAGCAGGUACUGUGCCACUGUGCGUGUCCAGAGACCCAGGCAGGAGGUUAUCCAGGACCUGGCCUCUAUGGUGCGGGAGCUGCUCAUCCAGUUCUACAAAUCAACCCGCUACAAGCCGACCAGGAUCAUUUUCUACAGGGACGGAGUUUCAGAAGGCCAGUUCAGACAGGUGCUGUACUAUGAGCUGCUGGCUAUCCGUGAGGCCUGUAUCAGCCUGGAGAAGGAGUACCAGCCAGGCAUUACCUACAUUGUUGUGCAAAAACGCCACCAUACACGCCUCUUCUGCGCCGACCGCAACGAGAGAGUUGGACGCAGUGGAAACAUUCCUGCUGGUACUACUGUGGAUACGGACAUCACACACCCCUACGAGUUUGAUUUUUACCUCUGCAGUCACGCUGGAAUACAGGGCACCAGUCGGCCCUCCCACUACCAUGUACUGUGGGAUGACAAUUGUUUUACUGCUGACGAGUUCCAGCUGCUCACCUACCAGUUGUGCCACACCUAUGUGCGCUGUACCCGCUCAGUUUCCAUCCCUGCACCUGCCUACUACGCCCACCUGGUGGCCUUCCGUGCCCGCUACCAUUUGGUGGACAAAGAGCAUGACAGCGCUGAAGGCAGUCAUGUUUCUGGUCAGAGUAACGGUCGUGAUCCCCAGGCGCUGGCCAAAGCUGUUCAGAUUCACCACGACACUCUGAGGACCAUGUACUUCGCCUGAGUGAACAACCACCACCUUCUUCAAACAUUACCCCCUUUAACACACACACAAACACACAAACACAAAAACAGCCAUGCACGUCUGGCUCGCCAGUCAAGAAGUUCUCACAGGUGCAUGUCCCCCCCCCACACACACACACAACAUGCCUAGUCAAUGUGGACCUGACACUGUGCAGAGGAUAGCAGGGAGGAGCGAGGGGAGAAGGCACCCCCCCACACUGGACUGAGGAUGCAAUCGCUGCUUUAAAAACAAACAGGACAGAAACUCAGCACUAUUAUGCAAUAUUAAACCAGCCAACUAGUUUAUUUCCUCUCUUAUUAGGCCCCUUUUUAAURUCCCCUCCUGUUUUUUUUUUCCCCUCCCGUUUGUCUCCUAAAGGUGUUUUUAUCUUUGUUUCUUUUUACGUUUCCCCUCCUCUGGCGUGGACCUUUUUUUAAUAGUUUAUUCUGCUCUUUUUGCCAUUUCUAGUACCUCAAGUCRGUUUGAGCAGCAGCACUUUUACAUUCUUUCUAUUUUACUGUAGUUUGUUGAAAUUCCCCAACCUUUUGAAACUUCAGUCRUCUUGGAGUACAGUUUUACAGACCGCAGGUCCUCCCACGUUGCCACUUUUUUUUUCUCUUUCCUUUUGUCACUUCUCAUUAGUUUCUUGUUUGAGACAAAUAUUUUUGAGCACACUGCCAUCUGUUGGCGACGAGGUAUAAAUGCCCCCCCCUGAAGUCACAAGUCAAACCAGUCGGUUGUCUUGUUUGAACUGGUGCAGUUUAUAUUGGCUGAUAUAUCAAUUGCUGAAAUGCAACCAUCUAUGGGGUAUGUUUUAAGUGUAAACACUGUUUUUAAUCUAGUUGUUUCUUCAUUAUGUGAAAUGUUUUAUGAUUUUACCUUUUUUUUAAUGACUUUAUUAUGUAAAGCUUUUUGUUUUUAUAAUCUCAGCAAUCAUCAUCCAUUCAUUUCCCUCAGUGCUUUCUUUUACAUUUCCCUUUUGUGUUCGAGACUGGGGAUAAAUUAGGUUUAGAUAAUUAGAUUAACGGUGUCAACGGUUUCCUUUUAGUGCAAUAAUCAGUUGGGCGAAGGGACGAGGAUUUUAGGGGACUUGAACGACUCGUAGCAGUUAAAUAUUUCAUUAGUUUCCUCACGAGGACAAAUGUUUUGCCACUUCUUCUUUUUUUUUUUGCAUUUCUUUUCUGUGAGUCAAACGAGCAGCACAUUUAUUAUUUUUUUUUACCUUUUCCUUACUGUUAGGUUAAAAUGUUGCAACAGUUUCAGUGAUUUGUGUUUUUUACUUGAACUGAAGGAUUUAAUGCUCCCCUGUGGUUUCAGACUAUGUUUGACCUUUCGAACUCCUGUUCAAUAGUUUUUCACCUGACGACAUCAGAGUGGAGUAUUAAGGCCAUAAUGACGUAGUAUUCAAGUGCCUGGCAGAAAGCUUUGAUUGUCUAAAGUUGUUUCCCUGAUCAAAAGUUAUACUCCAACAUAUAAGCAGGAUUUUUUUUGAAGCAAGAACGUUUUCACCUGAUGCCUCUCAUUCUUAUCAUCCAUCUACUGACUAUACAUCUCAUUCAGAUGUCCUAUAGAUCAAAGUGUGUAUUCUAAAUGCCUGUAACAUGAGUGUUGGCUUUGCUUCGGAGCGUUUUUAUUAUUUUUUUGCCUAAUUACAAAGACAUGAAUCCAGCUGCUACAUUGUGUUUAUGGGGGGGAAUACAAGUAGACUAGGCUUAAUGGGCAUGGAGUUUAGCCAGUUCAUUCRGUAACAUUUUUCACUUAAUAGAAAUUACAAGUCCACAAAACGGUGAAAUUCCUGCCCAUGUAACUAGCCGUGAAUCGGGACUUGCUUCAAAGCGCGGCAGAGGAGUCGAGCGGAYGACGGGACAGCUACAGCAGAAAUAUGACUUUUACGUCGCUCGUGCCUUAUCGGCGUCAAAAAGAAAACCCAAGAGACCAAACGGAGGUGGCUCGCUGCGGGAUCGGCRCGUGCGCGCCACACCUCCCUUCUGCUUGUUGGCUUGAAAAGCGUCGUGCRGAAAGAGGUUUCGGUUCGCUUUUCUCCUCUGCUGACGACCUGGAGCUUGUUGGGGGUGUGUGUGUGUGUAGGGGGGUGUUUUUAAGAAAGUUAUCUGCACUAAAAGAAGCAUGUGUUUCUGGACUGAACACAGGCAUGGUGCUACUCUAAGACAUUGAGCUGAGCCUCUGUAUAAGAGACUAUGAGCAGGUAAAGGUAAUGAAAAAACAAACAUUUAACCUCACUAACGGAGGGACRGGAGAGGGUGCUUCAGAAACAUUUAGAUUUAUAAGUUUUAUACCUUUUUAGUAAGAUUAGCGWAGGUGCAUGAUUUUAAUUUGGUUUAGAUCAGCGUUGAGAGUUUUUAUUCGGUACAGCAGCUGGUGUUUGAUUGGACGGUGGGGUUUAAAGAAGGCUCCUGCCUCUGUUGSAUUUGACUGCCUUCCACUGUGGAUGCCAGUGGGUUUGAGCCUUUGUUGUUUCACUAGUAUCUGAAAGCCUUUUUAAAAAGCCAGAAUAAAAAUAUAUUUGUACAUUUUAAGUUAUGUAAUGCACACCACUUAUUUUUGCUAACAGGAAAAAAAUGUAAUCUAAUUAUCAAUCUUAGUAAUAAAUGUAUCAUGAGAAGUAAUAGUUAAAAAAAUAACAAAGUUUUAUUAUUGCAACUGACUGUUGACUUGUUCCUGUGUCAGUGUAUAAUGUAUAGUAUCCUGUAUGUGUGAACAGUGGUGGGCUUGUUGGACCUAGUGACGUGUGUUUGGACUCAUCCUGUUAUUGAUAGGAGAUGAGGACUUAACCCACCUCUUUCUUUGAUGUUAAAAAAAAAAGGUCUCGCAAGAUGCUUAAUACUUAUUUCUCCUACUGUUAAUGUUCAUGCAGUUGGAAGUUGUAGAGGAGACGGGGUUUGCAUAUGAAAGUCUUUGCUUUACAUCCUGUUGUGACGACAAAAARCGGAGAACAGAAGACGAGUCGGUUCUGUCGAUGCUGUUCUCCUGAAUGUUCUCGGUUCUCCUCUGACUGGUGCUGAUGCCUGCUCCUUAAUGUGGCGAGGUGGAGUGGGAAAGAUUAGGCAAGUUUUUUUUUUUUUUUUUUUUUUGAAGGUUUCAGUAAUCCAUUUCAAAGACACGUGAUCAAAGAACAACUCGGCAACGUGCGCUAGUCCUCCGUUGCUUUUUGCGUUAAAUCCUUCGGGAGGAUUUGCUUCACAUUGCGACCUCUGUUUCUUUUACCGACCUCCGURUUUUAGCCACUUCCAAGAGCACACAAAUUCAGAGCCUUGGCCUCGAGGUAAAUCUGCUGUGUGACAAAGCCAAUAAUCUUAUUCGGCUUCUAAAAAUUUACUCCCCUGUGCCAGAGGAUUACAUUCCAUGGCCGCACAAUUUCAAGCAAUCCCCCUACAAGGUGUAGGAAAGGUAAGAGCUGAAGGACAGUUUAGUGGGUUCUCUGAUUUAAGUGCRUCAGUGUUUUGGCAAGAAGUGAAGCUGAUCAGUGGAAGCUUUUAAAUGAAUAUAUGGGGUUGAUUGAUUCACUAUCUUUGCUGUCUGAAACAGAUGUUCAGGUUGUGGAAACACAUGUUUACAUAGCAGCUGCGUUUGCCUGUAUUUGAAAAUGUCUUCAGCUUUUCUUAGGUCAUUUCUUGCAUCUAUUUGCUAACAAAAGCAAGAGCCUUUUGGCCAGUGGAAGUAAACCUUUUUUUUUUUGAUUGGUUAUCUUUCUUUUCUUCAAUUAAUUUGCGUUGAUAGCAAAGAGAAACUCUUGAUUUUCAUCUGCUUCUUUUAUUAAAAUGCCUUGUCAUAUUUGAUUAAAAUAAUAAGGUACACUAAUUUCAAAUUUGCAAACACUGCACACCGACUCGCUGAAGAAAAUUGUCAAAUUGAUUGCACAAGGUCAGUGUCUCAAUUUGUUUUGUUUUUUUUGUUUUUUUAUUGAAGUAAGGUGCUUUACAGUUACAGUAAUCAGUCUUACGGAUUUUUAUUUUUAUUUUAUUUUAUUUUUUUUUGUGGAGGGAAGCGAAGGAGCGAGGAAAAAGUCCACAGAGAAAGUGCCUUUCCUCUUGAUGGUGCUGUAUAAUGAAAGUAAAAAUGUAAAAUCAAAGAAAUAAGAAUUCCUCAGUGCAGGAUGGGCUGCAUUUUACACAAACUCACUUGUUUAUUUUUUAGAGAUGGCAAUGCAAACGUGUAUUUUGUGUAAUUUAGACUGCAAGCCUACAUAGAUGUAGAAUAAUAUGCCAAGUGUAUGGUGUUGAUUGAGCUAUCGCUUUUUAAAAAUGUUUUUUUUUUUAAGUGCGUUUAGUGUAUUGGACCAGUGGUUUGUUGGUACAGUGGAUUGUGGAUCUGGGUGGGUUUACAGGGAUGGAGCAUGGUGGGCAURUUUGACACAGGGACGGCGUGACCCCUCCCCCCUCGCCAUCCCACAUUUGACAAACACAGCACAGCACUUUAAAAGACUGCCACUCUCACUCAGACACACAGCCAAGAGGUUUCGAACCCUGUUUCUUCAUUUCUCCACUUCUCUAUCCAAGAAGAGGAGAUCCAGACCUCAGCGUAAAUAAGUCGACGGGGUGUACGCAACCAAACUUUGCAGUCGGCCAUCAAACGUGUGCCUCAUGCUCUUCUGUCGUCGACCUGGACCUGCUCUGUUGCCACUCUUGUCACAGCCAGAGCACGGGUAUCAGAGCAGGAUUAGUUUGUACCUUUUCAAGAUGUUUCAGGGCUACAAAAUAUUGAAGCAGCUUUGAAGCCUGGACCUUUUUUUUUUUUUUUUGAUACGGUGCACACUCGCAACGACAAAAACAAUUUUUAACUUUUCUCUCGCUUUACGACAGCAAAUCUGUUUCAAAACGAAAUGAAUUUCAGUCGAGACUUUUAAUCUGUUUCAUGUUAGUAACCUYACAUUUAAUAUACUGACAUAAAAAUAACCGGUCCAGUGUCAGUACUGAUCCCCAGCCUUAGUAGCAGUCCAUGGCAAUAGUUCCCAUCGUAGUGCAAUGCCCUGCCGUGCGUCUUGUCCCUGAUGGAGGGAAUAUGUCCCCAGCGGUAUCUUGUCCUGAGCCGAUAUGCUGUCGACUAAAAACACUGAGGACCGUCUGUAGUUCWGUGGGUACCUUUUCAGUCCGGAGGGUUGAAAUCCUUUCUUUUACAAGAAAUCUCAAAACACUGCACCUCACUUACCUUGGUAUGCUGCAUAUGUUAUACUACAUGAAAGAAAACUGCAAAUUGCUUUUAUUACAUAUAAUGCUUGAGUAAUGCCUGAUUGCGAUAUUCUUAUACAGUAACUAAUUUAGAGUCAAAAUAGGUAUAACUGUAAAAAAAAAAUAUAUAUAUAUAUAUUCUGUUUUUGUCUUAACACUUAUCCAAUUUUGAAAUAUUGUUCUUGAGCCGACUUUUAUUGUCCUAUUUAAAUGUGUUGUUCUUUGAGUAUAUAUAUAUGAAAUAUAAGCGGAUUAUUUUAUGGUGUAUUUAUUGAGAGUACGUCGAAGCGGCCUGGAGUCUCUGCAUCGUUUUUGCAGCAUGGUGGGGGCGGAGCAAGGAGGAAGAGGCCCGUGUUAAGCCCCUCCUCCUACUUCAUGUUGAUGCCUUAUUCUCUUAGACAUGCAAGCACAACAAUACAGUGGGGAUAUUCGGGGUUUGAGGGGUGUAAGAGCGUGGAUUUGACUUGUUGCACAGUCGUACGUCUGGCUCUGAUACAGUAURUACAGGUCAACUCUCAUCCUCGAUGUUUUUUUCCCCCUCAUUUUCUUUACCCUUUCCACUUUGGUUUAACCACGUGAGRGGGUCAAACUCCCCACAUGCUGCAGCUCAUCUCUGACGAAGGGAACCAUUUGUGAACCACGCUGACCUGAGUGUCGAAAAGCUGACUUUUCAUCCCAAGCUGCUAAUUGGUACGUUAGCCAUGUAAAUUCCCCGAGCCAGUACAGGACAAGUGGAGGGUGGAAGAAAGGAAAGAAAGUUGUUGGAACGGCAAAUAUUUUUUUAAUUAUUAUUAUUUUUUUAUUUUCUCUUUUGAGUAGGCUUAGCUUCUUUUCCUCAGAGUUUGUCUCCUUUUUUUUUUWAAAGUUUUACCUUUCUUGUGCCAGAACAUUUUUACAACAGGAACAGGUCUCAUUCCGCAGGAGAAGACAUGCCUCAGCCUUAAGUGUGUUCUUACACAACAAGUCAGAAUUCUCUGUGACCUUGCAAAGCCUUUGUUGGGUGGCCUACCAAGAAACCUAGCCUAUUGUACUUGAUCUGUCCUGACUCCUAACUGGCAUCCUCAUCUCUUCUCACUUCUCAUGUAAACCACUAUCAUUGUUGGAGAACUUUGUGACAAAGUGUAAACUGUUAAAUGUUGCUCCAUCUCAUCUGUUUUAAUGUAAAAAAAAAAAAAAACAGGUCUGGGUCAAACGGCGUUUGGAAACCAUCGGUCUAGUUGUUUUUCACACACAGUUUGACCUGGACUUUAAUAGAACCCACAAGGUUCCUCAGAGUGCUGGAUUACAGAGACCUGUGCCUGUAAUAAGAACCAAGAAUGAAUUGUGUUGUGAUAAUUUUUUUUUCAUGCUCUUGUUUUUACUGUUGGUUGUCCUUCAGCCCAUCAGACGAUCAGAGACAUGGACCUUUUUGAGUGUUGUCAAACAUGUUCCAAAGCGAAAAGACCCUUUGACCUUUUUUUGUGAACCAAAUAGUUUUUGGUCUAUAAAUGUUUAACAAUAUGUUUACUCCCAUGGCCCACGUAAUUUUUUAUUUUUUAAUUAUAUUUUUUAAUUUUAUUUUUUUGUAUUUGCAUUCCAGCAGAUUUCAAACCAAAUACUGCAGAAGAGAUUAGGCUCCWGAUGCCGAUAGUUCACACAAAAUGCUUUGAUGGCAGAUAAACAGUGGCCAAGGAUUUGAAACACUUUGUGUUCUGAUUGUUCAAAAAAAAAAAAAAGAAAAACAGUUUUCCUUCAUUGUAGCAAUCUAAAGAUCAUGGGCUCUGAUACUUCUGAGCGAGGCACCAGCAAACAGACGUAAACGUUGAGCAGUCAACACAAACUGAUCCAUGUCUCAGUAUUUAGCAAAGGCUCUGUUGUACCAACAGCUCUAUUCCUUUCAGUUUUAAAUGUCUUUCUUUUGUAACUCUCCUAUAGUUUGUUGGCCUUUUUAGUGUUGCUUUGCUUCAGUUUGAAGUGUAUCUUUGACUAAUACUUGCAAUAAAAUGCUUUGCUUUAC